GCGGGCGGGGCGCGCAUGCCCGCGCUGCCGCAACGCCCGGCGCUCCCGCCUCUCCCGCCUCCCUCAGCCGGGCUGCCGCGGCGGAGCAGCGGUAACACCAUGGAGGCCGCUCCACAGCCCCGGCCCGGCGGGGCCGCCGCCCCCCUGCCGCCGCCGCCGCCCCCGGAGCAGGAGCGGAAGCUGGAGCAGGAGAAGCUGUCGGGGGUGGUGAAGAGCGUCCACCGACGGCUACGCAAGAAGUACCGGGAAGUGGGAGACUUUGAUAAGAUCUGGCGUGAGCACUGUGAGGAUGAGGAAACCCUCUGUGAAUAUGCUGUGGCAAUGAAAAACCUUGCAGAUAAUCACUGGGCAAAAACUUGCGAAGGGGAAGGCCGGAUUGAAUGGUGUUGCAGUGUAUGCCGAGAAUAUUUUCAGAACGGUGGGAAAAGAAAAGCACUUGAAAAAGAUGAAAAAAGAGCGCUUCUUGCUUCCAAGACCACUCCAGCUUUAAAUGUUCCCCAGGCUCCCAAGGUUGAAGAUCCCUUGCCAAACUUUGGCUUGACAAAUCAUGAAGCUGUAACAGAAGAAUUGCUCCACUCCUUGGGGAAGAUCAGAUUACUUGAUGUUGGUAGCUGCUUUAAUCCAUUUCUGAAGUUUGAAGAAUUUCUGACAGUUGGCAUAGAUAUUGUUCCAGCUGUUGAGAGCGUAUACAAAUGUGACUUCUUAAAUCUUCAGAUCCAGCAACCUCUCCAACUGGCACAAGAUGCUAUAGAUGCCUUUCUUAAGCAACUCAAAAAUCCCAUUGAUUCUCUGCCUGGAGAACUGUUCCACGUUGUUGUUUUCUCACUCCUCCUUUCUUACUUUCCAUCGCCUUAUCAACGAUGGAUAUGCUGCAAGAAGGCACACGAACUUCUCGUAUUAAAUGGCUUAUUGCUUGUAAUAACUCCUGAUUCAUCUCAUCAGAAUCGCCGGGCUAUGAUGAUGAAGAGCUGGAAAAUUGCCAUAGAGUCCUUGGGUUUUAAACGCUUCAAGUAUUCCAAGUUUUCUCACAUGCACCUGAUGGCAUUUAGGAAAACGUCCCUGCAAACAACAAGUGACUUAGUUAGCAGGAACUACCCAGGAAUGUUGUAUAUCCCACAGGAUUUCAACAGUAUAGAGGAUGAGGAGUAUUCCAACACUUCCUGCUACGUUCGGUCGGAUACAGAAGAUGAACAGCUCGCUUACGGUUUUAUGGAGCUACCUGAUGCUCCUUAUGACUCGGACUCUGGAGAAAGCCAGUCUAGUUCAAUUCCUUUCUAUGAGCUAGAAGAUCCUAUAUUGCUUCUAAGUUAAUGUAGUCAUUGAAGCGCCCUUUCAGUCAAACCUCUUGCUUAAACUAAUUUUGCUAUACUAACAUGAGCUCAACACACAAAAAUGGUUUGCAUAGAGAAAAUGCAAAGGUUUACAGAGUUUGCUAUUUUUUUCUACUUUUGAAUUUUAAAAUUUAUUCUUGUAUGAAAGUGAAGAAAUACAAGUUUUAUGCAAAUGACUCAUGUCAUAGCAUAAAUUGCUGUUACUUUCUUUAGAUUCGUAUCACUAAUUUUUUUUCCAGAAAGGUACCAUUCUUUUCUUUAGUGCUGUGAAGUGUGAAUUCUAUUUAAUUUGCUAAAUGUUGUUUCAAUAUUUUAACUCAAUGUGGUUGAGCUUAAGGCACUGGAGUUGGUGGGAUUCUGAGAAGUAUAUGUAGGAAGAAAUAAUUUGCACUUUAAUUAAAUGUGCAGAUAGGUUAAGAGACUUGGUUACACAUGUCCCUUCUUAAUUACGGAACAAAACUUUUUCUUCCAAAAUUUGUUUCACUCUGGUUAAGCUUGGGCUGGAGGAACUAUAAUGCUUGCACGUUUGAUUUUAUGUUCAUUGCAGUCCUAUUGAGAUAACAUCAAAUCAAAAUAACACCAAAACACUGGAAUAUUUUCAUCCAUAGUUACGCAAUGAAAUUACACAGUAUGUGUAAGUAGUAGUUAGACUUGAGAUUUCUAAGGAGGUUAUCUCCCUGCUCAGAGGAGGAUGGGUACGUCUAGGCAGUUAUGUUUCACUUCAAAAUUGGAACAUAGUUUUGCCGUUUUACAAGUGUACAAGCACUAACAGAUAUCAGUAUUUUCCCAAUGGUGGUUGUCUGUAUUUUCUCCAAACUGUGUUUUUUGGGGGACAGGGUGGGUUUUGUCAUGUUUUAAAGUAAAUUAUUUAUGCCUUUUAAAAACAAACAACUUUUUCUUUAAUUGUCCUUACUUGUAGACCUCCCAAGUUAUACGGUCACUACAGACCGAUUUUGUAAAAAGUUUUUCAAGGGUACACAUAUUUGCACAAAGCUGUGUAUUCACACCUCACAAGUGAAGCCAACUUACACUAUUUGUUUGCUUAUUUGGACCCAAACAUUUUCUAGUUAAAUAAAAACUCCACAGCUGUCUGAAAGCUGGUCUGCACUGUAAGGAGAUGGAACAGAAGUGCUUUGUAUCUCUUAAGUUUUUUAACUUGUGUAAUAAAUUUGUGAGUUUUUGCAGGAAAGAACCAAUUCUGUUCAGUGGUAAAAAAUAGAGGAUUCAGCAUUAGUUUCGCUUAGAUUUCCUUCCAUUUAAAAAUAAUGGCCAGAAUUUUCAGAUGUGAAUGUUAGGCUGUUAAAUCUAUAUGUAAGUGCCUAAUAAUAAAUUAUUUGAAUGAGGUGCCACAUCAUGGUUUGAAGACUGACCUCAGCAACGUGGUAGAAAUAUACUAAUAGAUAGUUUUGCAGAUGGUUAUGAUGAAAUCUAACUUACACCAUAUUAACCUACCAUGUUGUAUGUAUAAUACAGAAGCUACCAGAUAAACUGAAGUUGUAGCAUGGAUUUUACAGCAGUUGCUACAAAAACGAAACUUACUCCUUCCAUUGAAGCUUUGCACUGUGUCAGAGUUUGACCUACCUGUUUUUGUUUUUUCUUUCAUAUUGUUUCCUACAGAGUCAUCCCGCAUUGGUCCUGCUUACACUCAAACAUGAUCUGGACUGCCAUAUUUUAUUCUUUAACGUAAGCUUUUUGUGUCUCUCAAAUGUAAAGCUUACCCUAAUAUCCGAGUCAAAUUUGUUAAUCAAUCUGAAUGAUAUAGCUAUAAACAAACAAAUUAUAUUCUGAUGUGUUUAAAAAAAAGAAGUCUAUAAGUCAGUAUUUGCAUCUAAUGCUUUUACCGCUUUACUUUCACUAAAAUGUUUGUCAGUCAAAGCCUUUCUUCUUCCCGGUUAACCACUGACUGCAGCAGUGCUCAAGUUAAAGGUAAAAUAUUGGUGCUAUAAAUUCAGCUGUUUAUGGAAGCUUAAUCUGUGCAUACUUCAAAGUGUACCAAACAUUUUAACUUAUACUCCUUUUUUAAAAAAAAGUUAUAUGCUAGCCAACAUAUGUUGGCAUUGGUUAAUGUAAAUUGAUUUGUGAUUCAUACAAAAAAAUCAGUUCAGACCAAGAUUUAUCUCCCCAAAAUAGUUAAAAGUAUUAACACUUAAAACUUAAGCCUCUUUGGCAGGUUGGUGACACCAUUAUAUUUGUGGUUUAGGGACCCAGGAUUCAUAACAGCUUGGUUUUCUUGCUGCUCUUUCUAAAUACCUAAAGUGUUUUGUUUGUGUUUUGGGGUUUUUUUGUUGUUGUUUGUGGGGUUUUUUGUUUUUUUUUUUUUUUACAAGGGACAGUAGACUGUUGUGGAGGAAGAAAGUGGGAUUUACAGAAAUACUUAUACCUCCCUGAACAAUAAAGUGGUGAUAUCAGGAGUUGUUGGAUAUUUGGUUUUGAUGCGAGAAGAAUGUUUCUAGGUUGUAUUUGAAAAUUAUGACUGUGCAAGAGAUCUCUCAUUCUUAAGGUGCUGGAGAGAAAGUGGAAAAAAUGUGUAUUCGCAUUUCUGUUGUCUUUAUGUCACUACUUUUUGUGAACAAAGCACAUUUAUUAAAAAAAUUGAACUGAAAA
Columba livia (rock pigeon) is the source of this 3935-nucleotide messenger RNA. RefSeq names its product base methyltransferase of 25S rRNA 2 homolog (gene BMT2). Gene Ontology annotation, biological process: negative regulation of TORC1 signaling. Lineage: Eukaryota; Metazoa; Chordata; Aves; Columbiformes; Columbidae. The transcript has 5 exons. The coding region runs from base 16 to 1311 and encodes 431 amino acids. The record is from RefSeq and is a predicted model, not a curated record.